GUAUGACUCUUUUUUCUGAGUUUCUCAUUAUUGGUUAUUAACCAGAAGAAUAUAAAGAGACUGAAAUCAUUGAAUACUUCCAUAUAAAUGGAUCAAGUCUACCAGAUUAUCUUAGAAAUGUAGGCAUUGUAAUUAUCAAUUUGAAUUACAUUAUAGAUGUGUUUUACAAGUGUCUUUGAUGUUAAAUUAGAAUAGGAAUAGUAAAAGAAAUAGGAUGAUAUAAAUAGCAAGAAUUAUUUACAUCAGUUUGUGAUUACAGAUUAGAGUGGGUAAUUACGAUAUUGCACCUCUCUUGUUGUAUUUGAGAGUUUAAAGAGUGACUUUUAUACACCUUUUGCUUAUGUAAUUGUUUCUGAACAAUCAAACUUAAUUAGAUAGAAAUCAUAUAUGAGAGCAUUAUAUAAUGGUAUAUUUGACAGAGUGACAGUAUUUAUUAUUAUUAUAUUAUUUUUAUAGAGAUAUAGAGAUCGUGGAUGGUAAAUGGGAUCAUAGAAAUUAUCUAAUUAAUAAUUAUUUGAAUUCUAUUUGUCUGUCGGUAUAACAAAUUUAGAUGGAUUAUACUUUGUACCAAAAUAAAUUAUGAAGACACGAUAAGAAGUAAUAACAGAUCUUAUUAUUAACAAUCCAAAUCAUAAAAAUAAUCUAUACAAUAAGGAUAUUAGUUUCAAUGCUUUAUUUUCAAAAUUAUCAAUCAAAAGUAUAAUUAAAGUUGUAUAAUCAAUAAUCCUUGAAAAACAGAUCAUUUUAUUUACUACUUAAGUUUGGGACUUAGCCACUAUAACUGAGGCAUUCUUAUAAUUUAUAUAUCCUCUCUAAUGGAGAUGCAUUUAUAUACCAUAUUUACCAGCAGAAAUACUUGAUACUCUUCAUGUUUCUGUGCCUUAUAUCAUUGGAGUACAUUGUAAUCUUAAAGAGAGAGUAUUAACAUAAUAUGAUUGCCUUGAUAAGAUCUUAGUUGAUUUAGAUUAAGAUAGGGUCAUAGGCUGUAAUUUAGUAUUUAGACAUAAUAUAUUAUUUAUAGAUAUUACCUUUUCCAGAAUAACUUGUAGAAACCCUCAUAAAUUAGAGUUCCAAAUUCUCAUAUUCAGAUGAUGUAAUAUAAACUUUUGUUAGUAGUCUGAAUUGUUAUAAGUUUAAUGCUGCUUUCUUAAAUUCCAAUUGUAAAUGAUCAAUAACAUUGUGCCAUACUUUAUUUAUUCUGACACCCUCCAGUAGAAGCCUAAAAUAGAAGACAUUUUUGAUAAGGAUCUUUAUAUUGAAUAAUUUACUCCCUUAGAUUAAGAAUUUUAUAGAGAAUUCGUUAACAAAACUAUGGUAAUAUAUAUUUUUAUAGAAAUAAUAGAUGUUUCAACGUUUUAUUGAAGAAUCCUAUUAAUAUUUACAUUAAAAGUAAUUCUUGAAACAAAAUAUUAAAGCAAAUAUAUUUAUUGAUUUACUUUUAUUGAUCAAUACAUCAGGAUAUUUCAAUAUUUACAAAUUAUAAAAUAAAGAUUUUGAAGCUAAGUUAUUCAGUCUAAUAAACGAAUCCAAAUAAUUAAUUCCAGAAUCAGAAAAAUCAAUUCAUUCACUCUUCUCCUAAUAUCAAAAACAAACUAAUGACUAUCUAAUUCCAUAAAAAAAAUUUCCAAUUCUUAAAAUUGACAAAUCUAAAAUUAUUUAAAUAGAUGCCAUUUAAAAUAGUAUUCAUCAAAAUUCUCUAAUGUAAAGAAGCACUUAAUCAUAAAAAACUGAUAUCUGUAAUGAAAAUAAAUAGGUUAUUAAUAUACUCACAAUUAAAGUCCAUAAAAUUAAUCCAAUUUCUAAAUCAUAUAUACAAAAUGAUGUUACUGCUUAAAUUAUUUUGAAAUAUCCAAAGAAAUCUUUGUCAAAACUUAAAAAAACUUUAGCUGACUAAUUACUAAAAUUAGCCCCUGAAGUCAAUGUUGAAUAGAAACCAAUUCAAACGUCUCAAAUGCUGAGUGUGAGGUAAAGCAAGCGUAUAUUUAACACUGAAGAAAUGGGUUACGUAAGCAUGUAUAGGACUAAAACUUACAAUAUGUACUGA
Molecule: messenger RNA, 2044 nt
Organism: Paramecium pentaurelia
Lineage: Eukaryota; Ciliophora; Oligohymenophorea; Peniculida; Parameciidae
Source: the annotation of a GenBank genome assembly